Messenger RNA from Ixodes scapularis (black-legged tick), 1640 nucleotides. RefSeq lists its product as uncharacterized. The record is from RefSeq and is a predicted model, not a curated record. Lineage: Eukaryota; Metazoa; Arthropoda; Arachnida; Ixodida; Ixodidae. The transcript is spliced from 10 exons. The coding region runs from base 90 to 1559 and encodes 489 amino acids.
GUGGAGGAAGGCGGAGUCGGCGGACUCGUUCCUCAGGUGGGCUGGUGGCGGGUUCUGAUGCGGGCGGUCCGAUCGCGGUUCCCUCAGCGAUGAUCAACACGUGCAUUCCGAGUGCCGUUGCCGUUUCCCUGGCGAUCUGCCUCGUCUCCGGGCUGCGAAUAGACGGCACGAGCCUGGUUCUCCUUGGAGAUUCCUUGUGGCUCAACUGCAGCGACGACCGGGGCCGCAGCCCCCACUCGGUUUGGUGGUACAAAGACAAUGUGCAAUUCUACUGGUACGAGCGCGGCCUGGAGCCGGCCAGCCGUAGCUUCGACGUGCCGGGAGUUGACGUGGAUCACGCGCGCUCGCACGAGGGUUUCGUGCAUUUGCUGCGCGCCGAUGGCCGCACGAGAGGUAUCUACCGCUGCGAUCUGGCACUGGAGCCCGCCGUGGUGGCGGCACACGCUCAGCUGGCCGUCCGAGUUGUCGCGGCGGACCUGCGAGGGCCCAGCCUGACGGGCGUGCGUGCCGAGUACCGGAUCGGCCAGCGGAUCAACGCCACCUGCAGCAGCGGGCCGUCCAGCGCCAAGCCCACCCUGUCCUGGCUGAUUAAUGACAAGAAGCCAGAAUCUGAGAGGACGGAGCAAAGCGUGGAGCUGAGCCGCGUGAACGCUUCGAGCAGCCUGGACGUCGAGGUGCUCACCAUACACCUGGCUCUAGUGGCCGAAGAGCGGCAUUUCAUCAGUGGCAUCAUGCGCAUCACCUGCAUCAUGGACACUCCGGAGCUCGGCAAGCGGACCACCGAGAAGAUCAUCACACGAGCUGCCUUCAACAGGUUACGACCCGAGAACCAGGAGGAGGGGGUGCUCCUCUUGGUGCCGGGCACAGUCAUUCGUGGCAGUGGAUUCUGGCUCAACUGCAGCUCGCCCGGAGCCCACUCCAUCCGCUGGUUCAAGGACGAGCAGGAGUUCUACCGGUACCCGCCGACAAGCACCACCGCCAACCUCAGUGUGCCUGGAGUCCCCGUCAGGAGCGAUCUGUCAGACCAGGGGAAUGUGUACGUGGAGCAGUCCGACCUCGACACUGAAGGCACCUAUACUUGCAAGGUGAAGCUGAGCAGCUUCGAGACAAGGAUCUCGGAAAAGAGACUACAAGUCUAUGUGCUGCCAGAGAAAGCGCCGGAGAUUCAGGACCUGCAGUCAGCAUACAAGCUUGGCGGGGCCAUCAAUGCCUCCUGCCUGAGUGGGCCUUCCAGGCCAGCCGCCAUUGUCACGUGGCACGUGGACGGCCUCAAGGUGGAUGCAGUCGAGAGGAGGCAGAUCCCCACGGGACACGGCACCUUCUACUUGCUGGCCAGGAUACUCCUGGUCGCCAAGCCAAACUACGCAACCGACAACCGAACGCUGCACCUCAGGUGCCUGGCGCAAGUCGGCAGCGAGUACACAGACAGUUCCGAGCGUCUCGUCGAGAUCCUGCACCCGCAGGCAUGGGCAGGGCUUUAUGGUUCGAGCAGCUGGGUCAUCGAGAGCCACUGGACCUCCAUGCUUCUGGCAGUGAUCCUCGCAGCCACAAGGUUAUAAAAAUACCCCCAAAAAUAAGUGUACAUAAUUUGCAGAGCAAAUUUUCUUGUUCAUGUUGAAAUAAAGUUGGCCAUAAACGUC